Oryzias melastigma (Indian medaka) is the source of this 1764-nucleotide messenger RNA. Its product is annotated as ankyrin repeat domain-containing protein 66. The transcript has 3 exons. The record is from RefSeq and is a predicted model, not a curated record. NCBI's taxonomy places the organism in Eukaryota, Metazoa, Chordata, Actinopteri, Beloniformes, Adrianichthyidae. The coding region runs from base 256 to 786 and encodes 176 amino acids. Gene Ontology annotation, molecular function: protein binding.
GGGUUUCAAAUACUCUCAGCAUAUUUAGCGCCAUUAUUACAUCCCGCUUCACCUGACCCUGGUCCCGCGCACAGACCUCUGUCAGCGUCAUAAGCGCGUGUUUGCGGUUUUAAGCGGGAGCCUUCCAGGUGAAGAUGAUCGGGAUCAGAUCAUGUAAUCCUCUCCUGUGGCAGCAGGCGGCAGCCUCGUCUCUGCUCUGCUGAGGACCGACGCGGUUGUCCUUUCUCCGGUGGUUGCUAAGCAACGCGGGCCGCGAUGACGGAGCUUCAUCAGGCGGCCGCCGCGGGAGAUUUCAAGAAGGUGCAGGAGCUGCUGACCCAACCGGGCUGCUCUCCGAACCUCAGGGACGCGGACUGGAGCAACACGACGGCUCUGCACUGGGCGGCGCGGGAAGGUCACACAGAAACCGUGCGGCUCCUCAUCCAGCACGGCGCCAGGCCGAGUCUGAGGACGCGGGACGGAUGGACCCCCGCCCAUUGCGCCGCCGAGUUCGGUCGGUUGUCCGUGCUGCGCCUGCUGCACUCCUUCCACGCCCCCAUAGACCAGGAGGACCACUGCGGGGACAGACCGCUGAGGAUAGCUCAGGUCUACGGACACCAAGACUGCGUCAACUUCCUCAGAACAGCAGAGCUGGAGUGUCAGGCCCACCGAGAGAAGGCAGCGGAGCUGGGACUCUCACUGGAUGACACAGACGAGGAGUGGGCGGAGCAACGAGGAGGAGGAGUGGGCGGGGCAAUGAGGAGGAGGAGUGGGCGGGGCACAGAUGAGGAGUGGGGGGAGCAAUGAGGAGAAGUGGGCGGGGCAAUGAGGAGGAGUGGGCGGGGCAAUGAGGAGGCGUGGGCGGGGCACAGAUGAGGAGUGGACGGAGCAAUGAGGAGGCGUGGGCGGGGCAAUGAGGAGGAGUGGGCGGAGCAACGAGGAGGAGUGGGCGGGGCAAUGAGGAGGAGUGGGCGGAACACAGAUGAUGAGUGGGCGGGGCAAUGAAGAGGAGUGGGUGGAGUCUGUUUUACAUAUAUUCAAGAGAUUAUUCGGUAAAAACGUCAUACAACAUUCUUCAUCUAUAAUAUGAUUUCACUUAAGCGUUUUAUACUUUAUUGUUUAAAGAUGAAUAAAGUCAUAAAUACAAACAGGUAUUAUUUUUCAACAACUUCCCAAUAGAGCUUCUGAAAACAGGACUGUAAGAAUUUCUAAAUGUUUUGAAAAUGUAAAAUAUGAACAUUUUGUCUCGGACCGGUCUGUGACCUUCAUACUGCCUGAAGGUCACCUGGCCACCCUGGACAGGUUUGACAGUUUUUCGCCUGCAUACGUCGUAUCCACCUGUGAGGACAGGUGGGACUGGAGCUGAUGGUCCACCUUGGAUUGUGUGUUGAGUGAAACCAUGAACUGUGUCUGGAGGUGAAGGACCCGACAUACUGGAGAUGAAGCUAAACCAUCCCAUAAGAGACUGAAACAUGGCAAAAACCAGAGAAACAAAUGGAGCCAGAGCCCAGCAGAUGAGCGGACGCUCCAACACACUAAGGGUCGUUGACAGAAAUGAAGGGAGCUGUGGAUCCUGAUGAACCUGGAACUCGUGGACUGACCACCCAGAGCACGACCAGGAAGAACAAACCAAUAAAAACCCAACCAGAACCAACCUAGUGCAAAUUAAACCAACCCAACCAAACCCAAUAGAACCCAAACCAAAGCGUUACACUCACUUUAUUUAUGGCUUGUUGUUGUGACAUCACAAAAAAGAAAAUGAAAUUAAAGGAAGAACAAGAUAAA